AUGCCUCCCGUUGGUGCUGCGUUAUGGCGCAGUCUGCGUGCUCAUCAAGUCUACGGUGCCAACACUGAUGUCGGGAAGACUAUUAUCUCUACAGUGUUGUGCAAUGCCAUCCAACGCCAGAACCAGCAAGCUGCGUUCUUGAAGCCCGUCUCAACAGGCGCAUUGGAUGAUGCUGACGAUCGGCAUUUGAAGCGCUACGGGGCGGGGACCCUUACUAAAUGCCUCUACCAAUUCGAUGACCCAGUCAGCCCGCAUUUAGCGGCCAGAAAUAAAGUGAUUCCGCGCGACGAUGAUCUUCUCGCGUCCAUACAUAAAACACUCUCCGGCUGGGCACGGUCGGACAUCGACUUCGCCCUCGUUGAAACAGCCGGCGGGGUGCAUUCCCCUGGCCCCAAUGGCAACUCCCAGGCGGACUUGUAUCGGCCACUGCGUUUACCAAUUGUCCUCGUGGCUGAUUCCCGUCUUGGGGGGAUUUCUUCUUCCAUCUCUGCAUACGAGUCACUGCUCCUCCGCGGCUAUGACGUCUCAUCCGUGGUCCUGUUCCGGGACGAAUAUUAUCAGAAUCAUGAAUAUCUACGUGAAUUCUUCAAGGGAAAGAAUAUUCCGCUGGUGUCUUUACCAGCACCCCCUGCUCGGCCCGAGAAGUUGGAUGCCAACUCCCAAUUGAGAGACGAGGAAGCUAUGCUCAGCUACUACCAAAAUUCGGCCAAGGAGUCCGAGGUUCUCCGACUUUUGGAAGACAUGACCGUAAACAACACUGGGCGCAUCGAGCGCUUGGAGGAGAUGGCCGAUCGUGCCCGCGAUCUGAUAUGGUACCCCUUCACCCAGCAUCAAGGGAUGAAAGCCAAGGACAUUACCGUGAUCGACUCUGCCCACGACGACUACUUCCAAACAUUCGGUUCGAGCCAGUCAAAAUCGGAGAGUGAAUUGCGCCCGACUUUUGAUGGUUCAGCGUCUUGGUGGACUCAAGGAUUAGGCCAUGGUAACCCCGAUCUGUCACUAUCCGCGGCCUAUGCCGCCGGUCGGUACGGCCAUGUUAUGUUCGCAGGCGCGGUUCAUGAACCGGCCCUUUCGCUAGCCAGUGAUCUACUGGAGACACUGGAUAAUCCCCGCUUUACCAAGGUAUUCUAUACAGACAAUGGAAGCACAGGUAUGGAGGUUGCUGUGAAAAUGGGUCUCCGUGCAUCUUGCGACCGGUACGGCUGGGACGCAAGUCAGGAGCAGAUCGGCAUUUUGGGACUGAAGGGCAGCUACCAUGGUGAUACUAUUGGUGUUAUGGACUGUUCGGAGCCAUCUACAUUUAAUAAGAAGGUUGAGUGGUACCGUGGCCGCGGUCAUUGGUUCGAUUUCCCUCUCGUCAAGAUGGUUGACGGGGCCUGGAAAGUCGAGGUCCCAAGUGAGCUGAAGGCAGACCUCGGCGAGGACGCCGAUUUUGCUUCCCUGGGCUCAGUCUUUGACUUGACCAACCGCCUGGAGUCUGCCACAGCUCAGCGCUACAAGGAAUAUAUUCGCCGCACCAUCGAAGAUCUUGUUCAGCGCCAGGGCAUGAAGUUUGGUGCCCUGAUUUUGGAGCCUGUGAUCCUUGGCGCCGGUGGAAUGCUCUUCUGUGACCCGCUUUUCCAGCGAUGCUUGACAGAUGUGGUCCGUGAUCACCCUGAGCUGUUCGCCGGCAAACCUUCCGCCCCUAAGCAAUCACCCUCGUGGUCUGGUCUGCCCGUCAUUUUCGAUGAAGUCUUCACUGGACUCUACCGUCUCGGCCGGCGAACUUCGGCUUCGUUCCUUGGCGUUCACCCCGACGUCGCUGUCAAUGCCAAGCUUCUGACCGGAGGUCUUAUCCCCCUUUGCACCACCGUAGCCAGUGAGGAGAUUUUCAAUGCCUUUUCUAGCCCGGAAAAGAGCGACGCCCUCCUCCACGGUCACAGCUACACUGCCCACGCUGUUGGAUGCACAGUUGCUGUGGACUCUCUGAAAACGAUGGCGAAGCUUGAUACUGACGGAUCAUGGGAUGGAUACCGCGAAGACUGGCGCGUUUCCUCCAAGACUUCUGAUGAAACCUCAACUCCGGAUGUUUGGAGUGUCUGGUCCCAGGGCCUGCUCCAGGACCUGUCCCGUGCGGACUCCGUGGAGAGUGUCUUUGCCAUUGGAACCGUGCUCACUAUCUCGCUUCGCGACGCGGAGGGCGGCGGCUACACAUCUAAUGUUGCCAAGGGGUUGCAACAAAAGUUGUCAACUGGUGGAGAUCAGUUCAAUGUCCACUCACGUGUCCUCGGUAAUAUUCUGUACUUGAUGUCUAGUGUGACGUCCAAGCCCGAGAACUUGCGGGAGAUGGAGAGGCUCCUUCGAUCAUCGUUGGUUUAA
Penicillium salamii is the source of this 2358-nucleotide messenger RNA. The record is from the annotation of a GenBank genome assembly. Lineage: Eukaryota; Fungi; Ascomycota; Eurotiomycetes; Eurotiales; Aspergillaceae.